Messenger RNA from Capsicum annuum, 1501 nucleotides. RefSeq names its product LOB domain-containing protein 30. Gene Ontology annotation, biological process: hormone-mediated signaling pathway; positive regulation of DNA-templated transcription. Bases 406 to 1236 code for a protein of 276 amino acids. NCBI's taxonomy places the organism in Eukaryota, Viridiplantae, Streptophyta, Magnoliopsida, Solanales, Solanaceae. The transcript is spliced from 2 exons. Gene Ontology annotation, cellular component: nucleus. The record is from RefSeq and is a predicted model, not a curated record.
AUGCUAAAUGCUAAAUGCUAAAUGCUAGGCUAGCAAAGGCCAAAACUCACGAGAGUAAGGAAGAAAGAUAAAUAAAAAGGCAGUUGGCUAAUCGCAUGUUUGCUUCACGCAAGCAGCUAAAUGGGGUUUGCUUCAUCGCGUGGCUUUAAAGACUUCAUUUAGUGUUUAAAACUCCCCCCCCUUCUUAGCUUCCUCCACUAAACAAAUAUUAUUCAUCUACUAUAUUCAUAUACUUCUACUACAACAUACAUAAAUAUAUAAAAUUAAAUAACCAACAAAAAAAAGAAAUUAAUACCAACAAAUACCACCAACCAAACCCUAGUAAUAAGGCAUACUCUUUUUAAUUUCUCCUCUACAAGCCCCUUCAAAUUAUGUUCCAAAAGAGGUGAAUAUUUGUCCAAGAAAAUGAGCUCAAAUCCUAGUAGUAGCACCGGUGGUACUGUUACCGCCACGGUUGGAGGAGUUGGUGGUGGGACUAGUGGAAGUACUAGUAGUGGAGGCGGAGGCGGUGGAGGAGGUGGUGGUGGUGGUGGAAGUGGAGGAGGACCAUGUGGUGCUUGUAAAUUCUUGAGAAGGAAGUGUGUUGCUAAUUGCAUUUUUGCACCUUAUUUUGAUUCUGAACAAGGUGCUGCCCAUUUUGCAGCUGUUCACAAAGUGUUUGGAGCUAGCAAUGUUUCGAAACUCCUCCUUCAUAUUCCUGUCCACAAGAGGCUUGAUGCAGUUGUUACCAUUUGUUAUGAAGCUCAAGCGAGGCUCCGAGACCCCGUCUACGGUUGCGUUGCUCACAUCUUCGCUCUUCAGCAACAGGUAGUGAAUUUACAAGCGGAGCUCUCAUACUUACAAGCCCACCUAGCAACUUUGGAGCUUCCAACACCACCACCACCUCCACCUCCACAACAACCUCCGACGAUGCUCCAACAGCCAGCACUCACCAUAGCAGACUUGCCAACAGCAGGUUCCUCAUUGCCAGCAGCCUAUGAUUUAUCCUCACUUUUUGACCCAAUGGUUCAACCCUCGUGGGCAAUGCAGCAGCAGUCUAGACCGCUGCCCCCGCCCCCUAUGGAGCCGCGCCAAUUUGUUGGCAGUACUAGACCUCCAGUGGACAUGUCACCAUCCACCUCAGGCGGGGGCAGCGGCGAUCUUCAAGAAUUGGCUCGUGAACUUCUGCAUCGACAUGGAUCCCCAACAGUGCCAUGCACAGAACCAUCAGCUUUGCCACCACCACAGACCAAGUGAGAGACACUUUAUUCAAAAGUACUGACUUAUGAUAUGUUAAAUAGUGGUACUCAUGAGAUAUAUUUUUCUAAAAAAAAAAGAAGGUUUCGAUUUUAUUUAAUCAAAAAAAGAAAAAAAUACUUAGGUAAAGUCAUUUCCAUGACUACCCAUGGGAAAAAAAUAUCUUUAAUUUUCACCCGAUUUGUAAUUUUUCUUGAUCCUUCCCCUUUUUGUUUAUUGUACUUUUUUGGAUUAAUACUAAUUACAUUCAAUAUUAGUUAUAGAU